This is a messenger RNA of Thamnophis sirtalis, 1599 nucleotides long. The record is from RefSeq and is a predicted model, not a curated record. NCBI's taxonomy places the organism in Eukaryota, Metazoa, Chordata, Lepidosauria, Squamata, Natricidae.
AUGCAGAGUCCCAUUUACUGCCAUUUCGAAGAUGACAAGCCACGGGAGCCGGGCAGCAGGGAACAGAUGCUCAUGCAGCUUGGCAAUACCCCUAGCCGUUGUGAGCGCCUGCCCUGCCCUGACAGGACGGAAUGCCAGCAGCUGCCCUUGAGAAUCACUUCCUACCACCUCUCUUUCCCCGCCAACCUCCAGGGCCCCCUUGACAUUUUCCGCAUGGGCCCGUCCAAUGUUGUUUCCGGGGAUCACCUUCAGUUCGCCAUCCUGAGCGGGAACGAGGGCGGCUUUUUCGCGAUAAAAACUUUUCUCAAACUCUUCACCAAGUGCCAAAAUUGGAUCGCGCACACAGUCAGACAUGAGAAGACAGAUACCAUUCGCUGCAUUAAAUCCUGUCGACCAAGUGAUGCCAACUGUAUCUUAGACCCUGUUCACACGAUUUCCCACACCGUUAUCUCUCUGCCCACUUUCCGGGAAUUUACGAGACCAGAAGAGAUUAUUUUCCUUCGUGCCAUCACGCCAGCGUACCCGACCAAUGAGGCUGACAUCAUAUUUGAUAUAACUGAAGGAAAUUUACGGGAUUCUUUUGACAUCAUCAAGCGCUAUGCAGAUGGCAUGACUGUGGGGGUUGUUCGGCAAGUGAAACCUAUCAUUGGUCCUUUCUACGCCACCCUGAAGUUGGAGAUGAACUACGUCGUCGGAGGGGUUGUCUCACAUCGUAAUGUUGUCAACGUGCACAUCUUUGUUUCGGAAUAUUGGUUCUGAUGGGCUGUUUAAUGAAGAGAAGAGAGCAUCAAAGCGAAACUCCACCACUGGAAGCUCUGUAUUCAUGGUUUCGGGUAUGGGGGAGGAUGUGUAGAAAAAGGACCACAUAGCCUUCUUUUCCAAGGAUGUAAUCUGGUUUCUAGCUUAAUUGCAGGACAAAUAGCAAACUAUCUAAAAUAGAAGUAGGAUAUCAAGGCCUGUAAAUUCACGGUAGUUAACAUUGUGUUGUAUAUACAGUAUGAUUAUUAUUAUUAUUAUUUUUUGCGUCUGGUGGCUCUCGUUGAGUUUUAAUCUCAGCUGUUUUUUUAAGUGCUUGAGACUGGGUUUGGCAGAUCUGGGUCUUGCUGUCUUUGAUGCUUGCACCUCCUUGAAGAUUUUACCUGGCUAUGAAUUCUUUUUUAAAUUGUAGAACUUAUUUUUUUAAAAACAACUCAUCUGGAAUCAGAACUAACUCCAGCUGAUUGGGUUCCGGUAGUGGAAAUGGCGACUUGGGUCUCCUAACCGGUAGGGAUGAUGUGUUUGCCAUGCCCCCGAACCAGUUUCCCGGUCUCUGCAACAUCUUCCCCCCCCCACCUUUUAAAAUCUUUUGCGCAUGCGCAGACCUAUUUAUAGGAAACUUCAUGUGCGCAAAAUCACUUCCGCACCGAACCAGCAGUAAUGCCGGCAGAUACUCACUCCCGGUUUCUUCCUACCGGCAUUGGACCCCCUAAUUCCAAGUCACCAACAGUAAUAAGUCCAGGGUAUUGUUUAGUAAUAUUUCAGAUCCCUGUUUUACCUGGCUGUGUGCUUUGGUUUCUUUUAAAAUUUGACAAUGUCAUUAGCAAUAGCAAUAGCAAUAGC